Molecule: messenger RNA, 4856 nt
Organism: Polyodon spathula (Mississippi paddlefish)
Lineage: Eukaryota; Metazoa; Chordata; Actinopteri; Acipenseriformes; Polyodontidae
Product: protein jagged-1-like
Exons: 14
Coding region: 27-2084 (685 amino acids)
Biological process (GO): multicellular organism development; cell communication; Notch signaling pathway
Cellular component (GO): membrane
Molecular function (GO): calcium ion binding
Source: RefSeq, a predicted model, not a curated record
AGACACAAAAGAACAGCCGAGGAGCGAUGUGUGAAAGGGAGUUGCGGCACCUGACAACCGUGUGUGCCGUCCUGGUGACACUGCACGCCCAGGUGCUGCUGGCUGCCGGCAGCUUCGAGUUGCAGAUCAAGCAGGUGCAGAACCGCAAUGGAGUGCUGUGGAGCGGGGAGUGCUGUGGAGGAGCAUCCACCGGGGGGCGCUGUUCGCUGGGCGAUCAGUGCAACACCUUCUUCCGGGUCUGUCUCAAGGAGUACCAGCUGAGAGUGUCCGCCACGGGGCCCUGCAUCUUCGGCACGGGGGCCACGCCUGUCCUGGGCGGGAACAGCUUCUCUCUGAGACACUGGCCUCACAGUGAGCACGCCGCGCGCAUUCUCAUCCCCUUCCAGUACGCCUGGCCGAGAUCGUACUCCCUGAUCCUGGAAGCUCUGGACUAUGAUAACAGCACCUCCGGGCCAGCUUUGGAGAAGCUGAUCGAGAGGGUGACUCACUCAGGUAUGCUGAACCCCGGCGAGUGGCAGCCCCUGCAUCACCACGGCCGAGUCGCCAGCGUGGAAUACAAGGUGCGCGUCCACUGUGGGGAGAACUACUUCGGACCGCUCUGCAACAAGUUCUGCCGGGCUCGCGAUGACUUCUUCGGGCACCACGUCUGCGACGCGGGGGGAAACCGGGUCUGCAGCGAGGGCUGGAUGGGAGCGGAGUGCCGGCAAGCUAUUUGCAAGCAAGGCUGUCACCCGGCGCAUGGGUACUGCAAGCAGCCUGGAGAGUGCAGGUGUCACUAUGGCUGGCAGGGUCCGAACUGUGAGGAGUGUGUCACGUUCCCGGGCUGUGUGCAUGGCUCCUGCACCGAGCCCUGGAAAUGCGUGUGCGACACCAACUGGGGAGGCCUGCUGUGCAACAAGGAUCUGAAUUACUGUGGCACUCACCAGCCCUGUCUGAACAGGGGCACCUGUGUCAACACUGAGCCCAACAAGUACCAGUGUAUCUGCGAGGAGGGCUUCCGGGGGAGGAGCUGCGAGAUUGUGGAGCAUGCCUGUCUGUCCAGCCCCUGUGCUAAUGGAAGCACCUGCGUUGAAGUCUCUUCUGGAUUCCAGUGCCUGUGUCCUGCGGGCUGGACUGGACCCACCUGCACAGAGGACACAGAUGAGUGCGGGCCCAGCCCCUGUGCCCACGGCGGGACUUGCCAGGACCUGCACAAUGGAUUUCAAUGCAGCUGCCCGCCACAAUGGACUGGCAAGACCUGCCAGCUGGACGCUGACGAGUGUGAGCUGCAGCUGUGCGUGAACGCGCUGGCCUGCAGGAAUCUCAUUGGAGGAUAUUUCUGUGACUGCGCUCCGGGGUGGAGCGGACAGACCUGUGACAUGCGGAUCGAUCCCUGCCCUGGAGAGUGCCAGCAUGGGGGGCAGUGUGAGGACUCACCGAGUGGCUACAGAUGUCGCUGCCUGCCGGGAUACACAGGGCUGUACUGCCAGACCAGGCUGGGUGAAUGUGCUAGCGCCCCCUGCCUGAACGGAAGUCUCUGUACAGACCUGGAGGUUGGAUUCCUGUGCCACUGUGCAAUGGGUUUCACUGGCAAACUCUGUGAGGUAGUGCUGGACCUGUGCAGUUCCAACCCUUGCCAGCAGGAGUCGCUGUGCCAGAGCACCGAGGGCGGCUAUCUGUGUACCUGCCCAGAGGGCUACGAGGGCAAGGACUGCAUGAGGCUGAAAGACCCCUGCCAUGGAGCGCACUGCCAAGGCUCCCGAGGCACCCUGUAUGUGAUCAUCAUCCUGCUCUCAGUGCUGGCAGUCCUGGUCAUCUCUCUCUGCAUCUUUCUGAUCGCCCGUCAUUAUCACCGGAGAAAGGACUGUCAACGCAGCCCGCCCGUCGAAAGCAUCAACAACCAGCGCGAGUACAUCAACCUGAUCAGGAACCUGCCCAAACCCGAGGAGAUCGAGCUGGCCCUUCCACCACCCCCCUCCGCACCCCUUCCCAAGAAGCAGCUCCUGAUGCAGGGCCCCGAAGUGCCCAAAGUGGAUAUCUCCAAUCUGGAGCGAGAGAAACUCAACCACUUCCACUGCCCGGACUGGGAGGAGCUGGAGGUGUGAGCACCCCUGCCAGGCAGGCAGGCAGGCAGGCAGGUAGCUGGGACCGAGGUCACACCCAUUCAGAAAGUGUUUCUGACUGAGGAAUCUGCCAUUGACAAACCCAGGAUGCACGUUUCACGAUUGAUGGGCGAUGUAUCUGGUUCCUCAUUAUUAAUUGCAGGUAGCUAGCAAGGGUUACGCAUAGUUAGGGCUUUAAGUGUUUUGUAUUUCUUUGUGAUCAAGCUAUGCUGCUUCUGCACGUGGACCUGUGAUUGGAUGGUACUUUACUGGUCAAGAAAUUGACGUCGUUGCAGGAUUGAAAAAGACAGGCAAGCUUUACUUACUUUUAGCUUGACCCCGCGUGUGUGGAAGCCGACAUUCUGCUGUAUGAAGCCAGUAAGCACAGCUAGAGGCCCUGCUUGUUGAAUUUCACAGCUUUUUUAUAUAUUUACUUUUAAAACCUGUGUUUUGAAAAAUUGAACCAAGAAAUAUUACCUACCAGUGGGGCACCUGUAUUGGUAAGGUUCGUUUUUAAAAUCGAUUUUAUUUCAAUUGAGAUUUGCUCAUCAGGAUAAUAUGUUUUGUAGUGUUCUCUCCUAAAAGGCAAACCGAGUCUGUGUCUCUAUUUUCAUCCUACCCUACAAGAAGUGCACUUUGAGGGGCAUCUUUUAAAAUCUCUUAAAGUAAUUGUAGCUGACGACUCCAUACAUUGUACAUGUGUUUCACUUCCAUGACACAGAUCUCAAAUGUGCAGUUUUGAAAGAAACACAUUUUGUAGUUCUCAGUUUCUAUGCCUUAUCCUUAUCUUUUACACUUCCUGGGGCAUUUCACCUCAGUGGUGUUUUCCAGGUCAUGUUGCUGGCUGCAGGUCAGUCAAUAGAGGAAGCAGCUGAUUGGUUAAUGACAGGGAAGAAGCCAUUGAAGGGGUCAGGUCGAUUCUCCACAGGUAAUGAUGAAGCAGGUGCAACACUAACAGAGAGCAUGUUCAAAUAUUGAAUAGGGUUUGGAGACAUGGCACCUGAUUCUUAGUGAAAACGAAAGACUAGUGGUCAAAUUUUGCCUUGAAGGCUGAGCCGUAGUUGGCACUUGAGUCCACCAGAGGGAGUCAGGGAGCUUGAGUCCACUAGAGGGAGUCAGGGAGCAUGUCCACUAGAGAGAGUCUGGGAGCGUGUCCACUAGAGGGAGUCAGGGUGCUUGAGUCCACUAGAGGGAUUCAGGGUGCUUGUCCAUUAGAGGGGGUCAGGGUGCUUCUCCACUAGAGAGAGUCAGGGAGCUUGAGUCCACUAGAGGGAGUCAGGGAGUGUGUCCACUAGAGGGAGUCAGGGAGCUUGAGACCACUAGAGGGAGUCAGGGAGCUUGAGACCACUAGAGAGAGUCAGGGUGCUUGAGUCCACUAGAGGGAGUCAGGGAGCGUGUCCACUAGAGGGAGUCAGGGUGCUUGAGUCCACCAGAGGGAGUCAGGGAGUUUAAGGGGCCAUCUAAUAAGAGCAGUAGGAAGUGCAUUUGUUGUUCAUUGAUGGGAAAAGAGCAAUACACAAAUACGCAUUGUUGUGUAAAGCCAUCACUGGUAUCUUUUAGGCUGCUGCCAGUUAUCACCCUUUUAGUAAAAACGUAGCAAAUUGUAAUAGAGCACAGUGAAAGCAUAUCAAGCAUUGUGAAGACCAGAGAAGCAUGAUGAAACACAUUCACAAGUAUGGUAAGUGCAUAACAUAGCAAUGGGAGAAGCGUGGACAAACAAACCAGGUAGGAAAUCCUAAACAGCAGAGAUAACGUUAACCCCAGACACGACUUCCAAUUCAGCAUAGAGACCAGGACAAGAGGGUGUGACUGCAAGCUGAGCGAAGUUUAGAAAACUCCAUUGCAUGGAACAGCCUGGCAGGUGAAGAAUCAGGAAUAACACUGGCAACAUUGAAAAAACAACCCAUUCUGCACUAUUAGAGGAGAUGCCCCCAAUGGGGUGAAUGGUGUGUAGGAAGAGAUGAGCUGCUGUGGGCUGCUCGUCCCAAACUCCUGCAGGGAAUCUGUUUUCAAUCUACGGUUGUGUCAAGUGACUUCCAGUGUCUGUUGCUUUUUUGCAUACCCUUGUCUAUUUUAACAUGUUUGCAAGCGUUCUGGGUCUUUCUGGGUUCAGUUGAUCCAGUAUUGAGUCAUUAUGGUUCUCUAAAGCUACCUUUACCUGGCUUUGAGCUGCUUUGAGCUUGUCUGGAGAAUCUGUAGUGCCUGGACUCCAGUCAUGUAAUCUCUCAACACCUGUGGGUCCAGUUGAAAAGUCCCAUGAUUUGAAUAGAAGGCUGUUCAGUCCUGGGAUUUGGGGUCCUCCAGAAGAUCAGUAUGGGAGCAAUUGAGCGCAGUACCUCUUCGAAUGAUUGCACACACCCUGGAAUAGAACAUGUGAAACAGCAAUUCAAAUGACAUGUGAAGCCUUCCUGCUCCGAAUGGCACAGAUAUAUUGCAGAAUUGUGCGGCUUGCUGCAGUGUAUCCCUUGUUAAUGGAUGCUCAGGCUAACCUUAAUAGCUCUCUUGGUUGCUAACCAGGUGACUGUCUUCCUGCUUCAGUUUGAAACUGUGUGUUACAUAAAAACUACGACCAAGCGACCCAGCCCUUCUCUAUCAACAAGUUUGUGCUUGAACACAUUUUUCUACUUCUAUGUAAAUACCACUUUUAUUGUAAAUGAUGUACAUAUUUAUAUUGGUUGUUUUUUUUGGUUUUUUUAACAGUUUUUGUACUGUGCUAAUGUCUCCUUGUUUUUUUUGUUGUCGCUUUUUGUUCAUCGGUGUGAAUUGUAAUAAAAC